Molecule: messenger RNA, 759 nt
Organism: Hylaeus volcanicus
Lineage: Eukaryota; Metazoa; Arthropoda; Insecta; Hymenoptera; Colletidae
Exons: 2
Coding region: 273-719 (148 amino acids)
Molecular function (GO): protein binding
Source: RefSeq, a predicted model, not a curated record
UCAUAAACUACAAAUUGUAACAAAGGUUGCAAAUAUUCCUUUUUCAAAAAAUAAUAACCCUUGUACAGUGCAAAAGAGGAGAACGUUACCAGUCAUAUAACGCGAUUGGUCGAACCGUUGAUGCGUAGCAUCCGUUCUCGAUCGUGAUUGGCCGCAUCACUGGACCGGAACGGGUGGUCAACCGUGACGGGUAGGAGUGGGGGUUGAGGGGUAUAUAUACCCCUAAUUUUUCAGGAGCUGCUCAUUCGAGUCCCUGCGACAACAGCGACGACAUGGAGUUCUUCAGGUCUUUCCUUCGCGUCAUUGGACUGUUGGCACCUGCCAAGGUAGACUUCAUCUCUGAACUACCUCUGGAGGUAUCCCAACUGAUCCUUCGCAAGUUAGAUACCGAGUCUCUCUUGUGUGCUGCUCAAGUUUCGCGCAAGUGGCUGGACGUCUGCAGCUCUGACAAGAGCCUAAGACAGUCUGUGAGACGCCACAAGCGACGAAACAGGAAAAGAAUGCAAAAAGCUUUUCUAGGUAGAGGUGCUGCUGAACUACCAAAUGUGGACGUGGCGAGGAUGUUAUCCCAGAAGAAGAGGACACCCAGGCAAGUGCCUCGUGCUAGGAUAGAUGCCAACGUCCUGUUUGGAAGAACCCAGCAUCAUGAGCUUAGAAAGCUCAUGAAACAAGGUAGGGGGAGUAAGGUAGCUGUAAGAUCUAGAUGUAUGAGAAUGUAGUUAACUAAUUUUAUUGUGACGUAUUUGUUCGAGCAAGUAU